Saccharomyces kudriavzevii IFO 1802 is the source of this 2370-nucleotide messenger RNA. It is a transcript of the gene BUD6, whose product is annotated as formin-mediated actin nucleation enhancer. Gene Ontology annotation, biological process: establishment of cell polarity. The transcript has a single exon. Gene Ontology annotation, molecular function: cytoskeletal regulatory protein binding. Gene Ontology annotation, cellular component: cell tip; cytoplasm. Lineage: Eukaryota; Fungi; Ascomycota; Saccharomycetes; Saccharomycetales; Saccharomycetaceae. Bases 1 to 2370 code for a protein of 789 amino acids. The record is from RefSeq and is a predicted model, not a curated record.
AUGGUCGCGAAUGAAUCGACUCAUGGUACCUCGAAGAUUAAAAGAACUGCAUCUAACAGUAGUAGUAUCGAAACAACAGUGACAAAGUUGUUGAUGUCCACCAAACACCUCCUCCAAAUUCUAACUCAAUGGUCCAAGGGAGUAACAUCAGGGAGAUCGGUGUCUGAUGCAUAUGUUCAGUUGGGGAACGACUUCAAAGUCGUGUCGAAGUUUUUUAUGCAUGCUAAAGUUGAUAUGUCGGAUGUUGGCGAUGUGCCAAUGGCUUUAAGACGUGUAUUGGAAGUAACAUUGAGGGAACCACCAUCAGACGAAACUUUGAACAAACAUCUACCAAAAAUCAGAGAGAUCAUAGUGGCGCUUUUGGACAAAUUAAAGGUUAAACAAGCCAUUUUGAAGAAUAUGCAGCAAGAGCACCGAAUAAAUGUAAAACCACAUCAUCAGCAAAAUCCUUCGUUUACUAGCAACCUUUCAUUGGGAAGUGGAAGUACCCGUGAGGGGACUCCAUUUAGCAGUAGAAAAAGCAGCAUUGUACGUGAUCAGAAGCAGAGCAAUUCAAAAGAAGGUAUGCAUGAGGUGAAACUAAAUCCUGCUUCCAUAGAGGUAUUACCUGUCCCGCCCAAGGUAGCUUUGAUUCAACCAGCAACUAAUUCUAUAUCAAAUCUGCCUAGCAAUGCAACAAACACGUCAGAUGACGAUGACGCACUUUCACAGCUGAAGAAGGGAACUAAUUUGCAAAGAAGAGCAUCAAAAAGAUAUUCUGCAUACCAUAUGGCUAAAUUGACCAAUCAAUCCACAACAGAGGCUGCUGCUGCUGCCGGUCUUACAUCGACGCCGUCGCCAUCAAUGUUACAUCUUGAGGAAACUGUUAGAAAAUCAAAACUCUACGGGAGUAGUAACAUUGAUGAUGAGAGUACCUUCACAACAAACAAUGAUAAAAGUAUUGAUGAUGUAUCCAGGACAGGUUCUGAAACAUGCAUGAAAAAUUCAUUAGCGGAAGUGACGUUGUCCACUGAGAACGCUGUUGUAUCUCCGCAAAGAUUAUCCAGCGUUGUUACGACUAAACCAAACGAUGCUAUGAAUGGAACCUGUCCAAUUUUUUUAAAAAUGGGUGACAAAACAAAAAAGUGUAAUAUUCAACUUCCAGUCACAAAAAAUGCAUUAAGGCUCCUAUUCAUUGAACGGUUCACUUAUUCUCCUGGUGCAAAUUCCUUUCCAGAUAUAUAUAUUAUGGAUCCCCAAUAUGGAGUAUUCUAUGAACUGGAGGAACAGAAUUUUCAUGACGUUAAAGAAGGAUUUGUUAUUGAACUGAGGCUUGAAAAAGAUCCCAAUAAUAGCAUCAAGAAUUUUAUUGAUACAAUUAAGACAGAAAUAUCAAAUAGCCAGAAUGAUAUAAUAAGGUGUUUGAAAGAAGUUAACAUUGGUUCUGCAGUUAGUGGCGGGCAAUCAACUGUUUCGUCACAACCUGCCCUUGAAGUCGAAGAACGUAGAAGUCCGGGGCCAACCAAAUUGAAGGAUGGUAAGGCAACUAAGGAUAUUCAGUAUGAACUGGGAAAAAUCAAACAAGUAAACAACGCGAAUAGAAAGCAUAUUGACCAAACCAUAUUUAAUAUUCUACAGAAGGUGGAUAAAUUCAAAUCUUUAUCAUUUUCUACCAAAAAUUCCUCAAAUAGGAUAUACAUGGAAAAAUCACAGACUGAGCUCGGUGACUUAUCAGAUACCCUUCUAAGUAGGGUAGAUGAUUUGCAAGACGUGAUCGAAAUCAUGAGAAAAGACGUUGCUGAGCGCAGGUCACAGCCUGCCAAAAAGAAACUGGAAACUGUGUCUAGAGAUCUGGAGAAUGCCCAAACCAACCUGAUUAAGCUCCAAGAGUUUGUCGAUACUGAAAAACCACAUUGGAAAAAAACUUGGGAGGCUGAGUUAGACAAGGUUUGCGAAGAACAACAAUUCCUUACGUUACAGGAAGAAUUGAUUCUCGAUUUGAAGGAAGAUUUGGGUAAAGCAUUGGAAACUUUUGAUCUUAUCAAAUUAUGCUGUGAGGAGCAAGAAAAGAACCCUUCAAGAUCAAAGAAUAAUCCUAUACUGCCCAUUAUGAGACCAGGUACAUUCAACCAAGUAAGAGAAGAAGUCAUGGUGGCCGUUCAAUCUUUGAACCCCGAUCAUGGUAGCAGGGUAGAAGCUAUUGACAGGGCUGAAAAGAUGUGGCAGAUGGAAAGGAAACUCAAGGCUAGUAAUGAAUUUGAUGAUGAACUGGAAAAUUUCGUGGGUAAUUCAAACCUGAAAAAGUCAGGAGGUUUUGAAGAAGUAGAAAGGAUAAGAAAACAAAAAGAUGAAGCAAACUUGAGGGCAUAUUUCGGGCCUGGAUUUGGUUGA